Molecule: messenger RNA, 3246 nt
Organism: Candoia aspera
Lineage: Eukaryota; Metazoa; Chordata; Lepidosauria; Squamata; Candoiidae
Gene: WFS1
Product: wolframin ER transmembrane glycoprotein
Exons: 7
Coding region: 90-2519 (809 amino acids)
Biological process (GO): endoplasmic reticulum unfolded protein response; calcium ion homeostasis
Cellular component (GO): endoplasmic reticulum membrane; endoplasmic reticulum
Molecular function (GO): protein binding
Source: RefSeq, a predicted model, not a curated record
CUCCCCGCCCGCCGUCCCGCGUCCGCGCAGGGAGACGGAGGAGGCGAGGGCGCGGCGCGUGGGGCUUCCACGGGCGCCGCUGCGAAACCAUGAUGGAUGAACCAGAUUUUGAAGAACUGUUGGCGAGAGCAAAAGCUGGAGACCCCAAAUCCCAGACAGAGGUGGGGAAACACUACUUGAAGCUGGCAGAGGAGCAGGACGAAGAGCUGAACAGCUGCAGUGCAGUUGAGUGGUUGAUCCUGGCCGCCAAACAGGGACAAAGGGAAGCACUCAAAAUGCUGCGUAGCUGUUUGGCAGAAAGAAAAGGCAUCACGUCAGAAAAUGUGCAAGAGGUGAAGAGAUUACUGUCUGAGACUGAUUUGGAAAGGGCCGUGAGAAAAGCUGCUUUAGUCAUCUACUGGAAAUUAAAUCCAAAGAAGAAAAAGGAAUUGGCUGUUUCGGAACUAUUAGAAAACGUCGGUGAAGUGGACCGUGAAGGCAAGGGGGACCAGCGCCCCGGGCCGCUUCCAAAGCCUGUCCAGAAGCAGAGGAGGAUGCUGGAGAGGCUCGUCAGCAGCGAAGCUAAGAAUUAUAUUGCCUUGGAUGAUUUUGUUGAAAUAACCAAGAAGUAUGCCAAGGGCAUCAUCCCACCAAGCUUGGUCGUGCAGGACGACGACAACGACGAACUGACGGGGAAGAGUCCCGAGGAGCUUCCGCUCCGACAAAAGGUCAUCAAGUAUCCACUUCACGCCAUCAUGGAAAUCAAAGAGCACCUGAUAGAGGUGGCCUCGAAAGCAGGGAUGCACUGGCUGUCCACGAUCAUUCCAACCCACCAGAUCAAUGCCCUCAUCUUCUUCUUCAUCCUCAGCAACCUCACUGUCACGUUCUUUGCGUUUUUCAUCCCAUUAGUGAUUUUCUACCUCUCCUUCAUCUCCAUGGUGAUUUGCACCCUGAAAGUCUUCCAAGAUAGCAAAGCCUGGGAAAACUUCCGCACCCUCACAGAGCUGCUCCUUCGCUUUGAGCCGGGCCUGGACGUUGACGAGGCAGAGGCGAACUUUGGCUGGAAUCACCUGGAGCCCUACGUCCACUUCCUGCUUUCAGUGUUCUUUGUCCUCUUCUCCUUCCCGGUGGCGAGCAAGGAGUGGAUGCCCUGCUCGGAGCUGGCGACAGUUUCCAUUUUCUUCACAGUGACCAGCUACCUGAGCUUGGGCACCAGCGCAGAGCCCUACACGCGAAGGGCCCUGCUGACUGAAGUGGCCGCAGGGGCCCUCUCUCUGCUGCAGGGGGCCCCUGACCACUGGGGCCGCGUGAAGGUCUUGGGUAAGACGUUUCACAGCCUUCCUCUCGGCAGCCUCUUGGUGCUGAACCUCAGCCUGCCGUGCCUGCUGUUCCUGUACCUGUAUUACCUUUUCUAUUGCAUGGCCCGGCUGCGGAAGUUCAAGGGCUUCUAUUGCUACUUGGUUCCUUACUUGGUCUGUUUCAUGUGGUGCGAACUCUCCGUUGUGAUUUUACAGGAAUCGACCGGCCUUGGUCUCCUCCGUGCUUCGGUGGGUUACUUCUUGUUCUUGUUUGCGCUUCCUGUUUUACUGUUGGGCAUUGCACUGAUGUGUCUCUUCCACUUCCUCAGAUGGUUCAUAACGCUGGAGCUGAUAAAGAUUGUGGUAACUCUCCUCCUGUGUGCUAUUCCUUUGCUUUUCCACUUGUGCACGAGGGCCAGGGUCUCUGCAGUUGAAGUGGUGAAAUCCCUAACCAAGAGUUCGAUUGUUAAACUUAUUCUGGUGUGGCUUUCUGCUAUUGUGUUGUUCUGCUGGUUUUACGUGUAUCGCUCAGAGGGGAUGAAAGUGUACAACUCGACGUUGACAUGGAAUCAGUAUGGGUUUCUCUGUGGGCCCCGGGCAUGGAAGGAAACCAACAUGGCACGAACUCAGAUUUUGUGCAGUCAUCUGGAAGGCCAUCGGGUGACGUGGACAGGGAGGUUCAAGUAUGUUAGAGUGAUCAGUAUUGAUAACAGUGCAGAAUCAGCAGUAAACAUGCUUCCCUAUUUUCUUGCGGACUGGUUGAGAUGUUUGUACGGAGAAACUUACCCAGCGUGUGACCCCAAAAACAUGACCCUGGAGGAGGAGGAACUCUGCCGCCUGAAGUAUUUGACCAAGCACGAUUGCCACAUAAAGAGGUUUGACCGGUAUAAAUUUGAAAUAACUGUGGGCAUGCCUUUCAGUGGUGGAAAUGGACAUAGGGCCGUGGAGGAGGAGGAUGUCACCAAAGACAUUGUGCUGAAGGCGAGCAAUGAGUUUAAGCAAGUGCUGCUGAAUCUCAGGCAGGGGAGUGUGGUGGAGUUCAGCACAAUUCUGGAAGGCCGUCUGGGGAGCAAGUGGCCGGUCUUUGAGCUGAAGGCCCUCUCAUGCUUGAACUGCAUGUCAAAACUGUCCCCUGCAGGAAGGCAUGUGAAAGUGGAGCAUGACUGGAGGAACACAGUUCAAACAGCUUUCAGAUUUGCCUUUAAUUUUUUAUUUUCCCCAUUUUUGUCAGUUGCAUAUUAAGUUUCAAAUAUAACACCUGCUCUGACACAAAUCACAUCUGGCUUUCACAAUCUGAUUUGGUUUAACAUGAAUAUUAAUGGAAUUUAGCACAGUGCAAAAUGCGGUCCUCAUAAUUUCUGCAUUGCACAGAUAUCUCUGUAUUUAGAAAAACACCUAACUGCAUAUUAAAAGCAAAAUCAGGAUUUCCUAAAAGAACUGAUUUACCAAACCAGAGAUGCUAAAAACACUUUACUCUGCCUUCUGCCUGUAUUUAUUCUAGAUAGUUGACGUAAACUUUAUUUCAAAGAUGAUGACACAACUCUCAGUUGUGCAGCUGCAACAUGCACAACAUUGUCAAAAUGAUGGCAUGUGACGAUGUUACAACACAAAUGCUCCAACUUACUGCUUGUGCCAGGAUCUGUGACACAAGCACGUGAGUGUGGAUGCGUCCCUACUGGCCUUUCUUUACUCCCCCUGUGGGCUGUAGAGAACUGUAUAGGAAAUAUCUGCCAAAUUAUGGAAUUGACAUAAACAGAAGUGAGCUAAUUCAGAGGCUCGGCUGGAUGACUUUUCUGAGGAAGGGGGCCUGCAGUCACCGAUUUUUUCGCAGGAAAGAGGGAAGAAAGGAAACAGUUUAAAUGAUAAACAAGAUUGGUUAACUUGGAAAUUCAUUCUGGAAAUGGUAAUGAGCAUCUGCUUAUGAAUCUGUCCUUAUAACCAUAAAAUAAAGAUUUAAAAAUACAAUGCA